UUGAUGUAUAAAUGAUCUCUAUUUAAUCCUCUGAGACUAAUGGGUUGCCCAUUCCAGAGAUGGGGGUAAAAAGAUAGAAAUAGCCGGGCAGUGGUGGUGCACGCCUUUAAUCCCAGCACUUGGGAGGCAGAGGCAGGUGGAUGAUCUCUGAGUCCAGCUGGUUUACAUAGGGAAUCCUAGGACAACCAAAGCUACAUAGUGAAACCCUGUCUUAAUUAAAAGAAAAAAAAAAAAAAGAAGUCCUCCGUGCCCUAGCGACCAGCUGGUGCCUGUUCUAACACUUAUCAGCUUGCACUGCAAGCGAUUGUUUGCAAAGCAAAGCUGUUUUCUGCUUUUUAAAAACAUUGUCCUCCAGGAUUAGCUGGUUCCUGGCAAACAACUGAAAUCCCAAACCUGCCCGAGUGAAUGAAUGAAAGACCGAAUCCGGUCACUUCUCUUCGGUGCUUCACAUCUCAGCAGAGCUCCAAUCAAAUACAAUUUGGAAGACUCUAGGUUUCUACUGCAGGGCUCAGCUUUCCUCCUAAGGCCUCCGAGUCACUGGUCGUGCCAGGGUAUACUGUAGGGUGGUUGCAUCCGGAAGAGGGGGAGGAAUGCCCCAAUGCCAUAGUUAAUCUAGGCUUGGGAUGGAAAACAAGGUUGAAGUUACUUAUUAGCAGGUUAAAGGGUCAAGGGUCGAGGCAAGGGGGCUGGAGGCCUCGUGGACUGAGCGGCCAGCAGAGAACAGUUAAGGCAGAGGUCCCCUCAACUGCAGAGCACCCACUCUCCUCCCGAGAUGUUCCACCAAGUUUGGGCGGCUCUGCUGUAUCUCUAUGGCCUUCUGUUUAACUCCAUGAAUCAGUGCCCUGAGCACAGUCAACUGACAACACUGAAAACGAACGACAUAGAGACCCCGGAGCCCCACCUGGGCCUGUGGUACUUUAUUGCGGGAGCAGCCCCCACCAUGGAAGAGUUGGCAACUUUUAACCUGGUGGACAAUAUUGUCUUCAACAUGGCUGCCGGCUCUGCCCCAAGGCAGCUCCAGCUUCGAGCUACCAUCCGCUUGAAAAACGGGGUCUGUGUGCCCCGGAAAUGGACAUAUCGUUUGACUGAAGGGAAAGGAAACACAGAACUCAGAACUGAAGGACGCCCAGACAUGAAAACAGACCUCUUCUCCAGCUCGUGUCCAGGAGGAAUCAUGCUGAAAGAGAUGGGCCAGGGUUACCAGCGCUUUCUGCUCUACAAUCGAUCACCACACCCUCCAGAGAAGUGUGUGGAGGAAUUCCAGUCUCUGACCUCUUGCCUGGACUUCAGAGCCUUCUUAGUGACUCCCAGGGAUCAAGAGGCCUGCCCACUGUCCAGCAAGUGACCAGUGACUUCACCCGCAUCCUAGAUGGACAAGAUAGGAACUGAGCUGAGGGGAGAAGCCGGAGACUCCUGCUCCCUCUCGUGGAUAAUAAAGAUGAUUUGUCGAUCCUCA
Messenger RNA from Arvicanthis niloticus (Nile rat), 1456 nucleotides. RefSeq names its product apolipoprotein M (gene Apom). Gene Ontology annotation, molecular function: lipid carrier activity; phospholipid binding. Gene Ontology annotation, cellular component: very-low-density lipoprotein particle; low-density lipoprotein particle; high-density lipoprotein particle. The record is from RefSeq and is a predicted model, not a curated record. Lineage: Eukaryota; Metazoa; Chordata; Mammalia; Rodentia; Muridae. Gene Ontology annotation, biological process: high-density lipoprotein particle assembly; high-density lipoprotein particle clearance; cholesterol efflux.